AUGACUGGGGACAGACCCUUAUCUGCAUUAACUCCGGGGGUAUUGAUAGGUAGUCUAAAUGGGAAACGUCAUGACUAUGAAAGCUUAAAUUACACCAACCAAAGUAACUCCUCACAUUAUUCAUUUGAUCUGAGAAUAAUGGUGGACAUGUCAGGUAUGAUUGACUUAGGUUGUAAAGGACUCAAAUAUAGCAACCAUAAAAAAAUGCUGCAAUCACAUGGAGUUCCAAACAUGAAGAGAGUAAGGCUCGAUAGGGCAUUGGCUUUUGUGGACUGUCAUCUGAAAUUCCCAAAUGCAAUCACUAAGAAUAUGCAACCGAUAGUUUUAGAUCAUCGUCUAAUUUUACUAGACACCACUGAAGGAACAAACAAUCAAGUAAAACAGUUUAAAUACGAGUACAUGUGGGUGAGGGAUCCGAGGUGUUUUUGGGUAGUCAAAAGUGCUUGGAGUGGUCGACUUCAUCAUAAUCCCAUGAUUAACUUCAACCAAAAGCAAAAGAAAGCAAGGUCUCGCCUAGCUAAAUGGAACAGGACCCAUUUCCGUGAUGUUAAAAAACAAAUUGAAGAAGCACAAUUAUGCUUAGAGGAGAUUGAGAAUUCAGAACCUACCAAUGUAUUAUGCAUUGAAGCAGCUAAACCAGAAUUGAAUGAAUCCUUACAUAGGGAGGAAUUUUUAUGGAAACAAAAGUCCAGAGUUCCUUGGCUUAAGGAGGGAGACAAGUGCACAAAAUUAUUCAUGGCAUCCAUAGUAAACAGAAGACGAUGA
This is a messenger RNA of Humulus lupulus (European hop), 765 nucleotides long. RefSeq lists its product as uncharacterized. The transcript has a single exon. The record is from RefSeq and is a predicted model, not a curated record. Bases 1 to 765 code for a protein of 254 amino acids. Lineage: Eukaryota; Viridiplantae; Streptophyta; Magnoliopsida; Rosales; Cannabaceae.